Molecule: messenger RNA, 703 nt
Organism: Rosa rugosa (rugosa rose)
Lineage: Eukaryota; Viridiplantae; Streptophyta; Magnoliopsida; Rosales; Rosaceae
Product: stromal processing peptidase, chloroplastic-like
Exons: 5
Coding region: 116-703 (195 amino acids)
Source: RefSeq, a predicted model, not a curated record
CCAUAUCCACCUAAAGGCUAAAGCUAGCGACUCUUCUUCUUCUUCUUCUUCUUCCUAUUCUUCCGGCCAAUCUCCACACCCAAAGUUCGCCCAUCUUCGAUACUCCUUAAAGCCAAUGGCGGCUAUAAGUUCUCUGGUGGGAAGCAUUUCCCAAAUUGGUCCGACAAUAUGCAGAGAUGAUGGUUAUUCAAAAAGGCGGGCGAAGAAUUCUGUGGUUUCUAUUAUUGGCCCUCGUCUACCCUUAUUUUCUUCUCAGACCAGACGUCUGCUUCAAGUUGGUCCGGGUAAAUCAAUUUUACCAAGAAAGAAGAGGAAUAGUUGGGAACAAUGUAUCUCCAUAUUUGGAGAGCCUUUGACUGGAGCACCUUUUUCACGAAAGUAUAACGGCAUUUCUAGCUCUUUUUGCCAAAGCAGAAGCUCUUCAUGGCAAAGUAGAAGUUGUCUUCGCCUCAGGACGUCCACACCAAGUGCCUUUCCUGACAGAACUUCUUUCUGUUUAUCCAACCGUAAACUUGAGAAGGCUUUUGUGAAGGAUCUGCAUAUUCCAUAUGCAACCGUAGGUCCAGAUGAGCCACAUGCAGCAAGUACAUCUUGGCCAGAUGGUAUUCUUAAGAAACAGGAGCCAAUAAGACAUGUGAUUAGUUUCAAUUUUGGCAUAUCUCCUUCUGAUAACAACUCUCUCUUUGAAACUUUAUAUUUUUGA